Messenger RNA from Eurypyga helias (sunbittern), 536 nucleotides. RefSeq names its product etoposide induced 2.4 (gene EI24). The transcript is spliced from 5 exons. The annotation marks the transcript as partial. Gene Ontology annotation, biological process: macroautophagy. Gene Ontology annotation, cellular component: endoplasmic reticulum. The record is from RefSeq and is a predicted model, not a curated record. NCBI's taxonomy places the organism in Eukaryota, Metazoa, Chordata, Aves, Eurypygiformes, Eurypygidae.
CUUAGUCUCUUCUUGUUCUACCGAGUAUUUAUACCCGUCCUUCAGUCAGUCACGGCACAGAUCAUCGGUGACCCUUCCUUACACGGAGACGUCUGGUCUUGGCUGGAGUUCAUCCUCACCUCCAUCUUCAGCGCGCUCUGGGUCCUGCCCCUCUUCGUGCUCAGUAAGGUGGUCAAUGCCAUCUGGUUCCAGGACAUCGCGGAUCUGGCCUUUGAGGUUUCCGGCAGAAAGCCUCACCCCUUUCCCAGCGUCAGUAAAAUCAUUGCCGACAUGUUGUUCAACCUCUUGUUGCAGGCGCUUUUCCUCAUCCAGGGAAUGAUCGUGAGCCUCUUCCCCAUCGAUAUCGUCGGGCAGCUGAUCAGCCUCCUCCACAUGUCGCUGCUCUACUCGCUCUACUGCUUCGAGUACCGCUGGUUCAACAAAGGAAUUGAAAUGCACCAACGGUUAUCCAACAUCGAGAGGAACUGGCCCUAUUACUUCGGCUUCGGCUUACCGCUGGCUUUUCUCACUGCCAUGCAGUCCUCUUACAUCAUCAG